This is a messenger RNA of Carassius gibelio (silver crucian carp), 1551 nucleotides long. RefSeq lists its product as uncharacterized. The coding region runs from base 2 to 685 and encodes 227 amino acids. The transcript is spliced from 8 exons. NCBI's taxonomy places the organism in Eukaryota, Metazoa, Chordata, Actinopteri, Cypriniformes, Cyprinidae. The record is from RefSeq and is a predicted model, not a curated record.
AAUGCUGCAAGUGCAUCCUGAAGACAAUCCAGCUCUUGAUUGGAUCUGUAAAGCCUUCAAGUGCUCUCCGGACACUGUGCUCUCCAUGAAAGCAGAAAAUCCAGGAGACAAUGUCCCAAGAGAAUUUUUCUUCAUUGGGGACAGCAGUAAGGAUGUGGAUAGCUGGUACACAGCUUUAUCCAGGGCUACGAAGAAUAACAGAAUUGAGCAACAAACUGAACCUCAGAGCACAACAGAAUCCAACUACAAUGACCAAAGUCCCUCUGACACCGAAGAGAAUGAAGUUGAUAGAAAACCCCCACUGCCCCCAAAGAAGAGGCCAGCAUCUAAACAUAUCCCCACCCAGAACGGUCAGUGUAGCCAAUCUCCCAGAAGCAGCACAUCUGCAACACCGGUAAAUCUGAAAGAAGAGGAACCACUGGAUGAGAAAGUGGAAAUUAAUGAGGACAAGUCAUCAGGGGAAAGCGUGACUGAAAACAGUCUGUUGGACUGUGUCACAAAAGCAAUCAAUGAUAUGAAGAUACUACAAACAUCCACUGAGUCAGAUGGACAAAGUGAGACGCACAACCUUAUCGAGAAGGAAAUCUGCACAAGUCAUCAUGAUACAAACAUCUUGGUUAUUUCAGAGGACGGAAAACCAUGUGUAUCUACAUGCAGGGAGACUGAGAUUGCUCCAAUCCUUUGAAUUCUGAACACUGCUGAGGACAAAAAGAAAAAAAUCUCAUACUGUGCUAUGGUUCUUCUUUGGCUUUUUUUAGGCCUUUCAAUUCUCUUAAAAUCAAUGUGAAUUUUAUUUUUAUUUUUUUCCUCUAUGGGGAAUAGCACUGUGCUGGCAAUCAGUAGUCAAACAGAAUGAGUUAAAAGUGCUGUAAUGUAGUAUGACUUCUAGUCUCUCUUUUGGUGAUUUCUGAAACGCUUCAUUGGCAUUUAUGAUUUGUUAGUGCAAGGUCGUAAACCCUGAAAGUACUGUUUUUCACACAACCCUGAAGGGCAUACAGGCUGUCAACAGUAAAACAAGUAGCUCUUGUUUCCUUGUGUGCACUGAGACUCGCUGAGCUUUUGUGAUUCUAAAAAUCUAUCACAGGAAUGAAAUUCUAUACUUGUCAUUUUGCAAUACUCUGUACAUCAGCAAGGUUGAGGCAAUAGAAAAAUUAAAACAAGUUUUAAUAGAACUUUCCUUUAGCAGUAAAUGAAUGUUAGAUAGGUUGAACAGAUUUUUUUCUGAUCAUCUUAAAAUACCUGUGAAUCUGUGUACGGUCCUGAAAUUGCAUUUAACUGCAGUAUGUUUUGUAGCCACAUGGUGGCAGACUAACACAAACUGAAGUACAUUAACUUGAUCUUAUAUUAUUAUAACCUGAAUUCUGAUUGCUCCUGUUCAGCAUAUAUUCACAUCCAAUUAUGUUUGAUUAUAUUACUUUAGCAAGGAAUGUGUUUUUAUAAACUGAUCACUGAAACCUGUCAGGUUGGUAGGAAAUAAAAAAAAAAAAAUUUACAUUUGAAAUGUGGUUAAGAUAGUAUAAUGUUAUAAAUGCAUGUAAAACUAAAACUAAU